Messenger RNA from Argiope bruennichi, 3574 nucleotides. RefSeq names its product calcium release-activated calcium channel protein 1-like. NCBI's taxonomy places the organism in Eukaryota, Metazoa, Arthropoda, Arachnida, Araneae, Araneidae. Gene Ontology annotation, cellular component: membrane. Bases 165 to 776 code for a protein of 203 amino acids. Gene Ontology annotation, molecular function: store-operated calcium channel activity. Gene Ontology annotation, biological process: store-operated calcium entry. The record is from RefSeq and is a predicted model, not a curated record. The transcript has 2 exons.
AACAUAGGUUUUAUAUCGUGUGAAAAACGUAAACAAGAGUAUGUCGCAAAAUUAGCAGAACAAUGUAGCUGUGACAUUGUUCCAUAAAGAUGAUUUAGUAUCUUCUUAUUAUCUACCAUCCUACGGCUAGGAAAUUUAUAUUUCCCAUAAACAGAACUUUAAAUAUGCUGCUAGAAACUGAAAAUGAUACGAAAUUGUCAUGGCGACGACUACAUUUAAGUCGAGCGAAACUCAAAGCUUCAAGCAGAACUUCGGCGCUUUUAGCUGGUUUUGCAAUGGUUGCAAUGGUUGAAAUCCAGCUUAGCCAUGAUGUGCCUGAAGAACUCCUAAUAGCUUUCUGUGUGUGUACCACUUUAUUGGUUGCUGUACAUAUGUUGGCUCUUUUGAUAUCUACAUGUAUCCUUCCCCAUGUUGAAGUUGUUACUAGCACACCUUGUUCAAUCACAGAGUCACCUCAUGAGAAAUUGCAUUAUUAUAUUGAAACUGCUUGGGCAUUUUCUACUGUGUUUGGCAUUUUAUUGUUUUUGCUUGAAAUAGCUCUUCUCUGUUGGGUGAAAUUUUAUGAAUAUAGUUUUGCAGCUGCUUGGAGUACUACUGUUGUAUUGAUACCUGUAGUUAUUCUGUUACUGGCUUUUGCUAUCCAUUUUUACAGAAAAUUAGUUGCCCAUAAGUAUGAACUAUCUAAACAUGGUUUAAGGGAAUUGGAAUCAUUGGCCAAUCGUCUUCAUAAUGAUAAUUCUGACAAAAUAUCAGAUCAUUCUGUUCUCACUAUCUAAAGGAAUCCAAUUAAAAUAUUAAUUCUGAAGAACUUAACCUUAUACAGUACCUUUUCUUUCUUUCUUUUUUUUUGUAUAAAUUUUUAUUUUGUCAUAUGUUAUGGGUUCAAAUUUAGAAAUUUCUGUUUAAAGAAAUGCUGUCUUUAAAUAAUUUAGAUGUUUAUUUUUUUUCCAGGUGUUUUUUUGACUCAUCUAUGUGAUUAUGAAAUAGUUACUUAUUUUUUAGCACUCCUUUUUUUAAAAAUCUGAAUACAUAUUUUUUAUUCAAAAACUAAUUAUAUGCUGAUAAUGUUCUGUCAGUCACAAGCACCAUUUAAAUUCCUUCAGAGGCGAUAUAAUUGCUGUGAUUACAAUCAAGAUUAGUAAUUCUGAUCUCAGUGAAGAUCUGUUUCUAUUGUUUAAAUAAAAAAAAUGGAAUUUUUAGCUGUUUGAAGCCUAAAGUAUGUAUGGAACCUGAUGUUACUGUAGGAUGUCAGUGGAAUGGAAUGCUUAGAUUAAUAUCAAAGCUUUAUCAAAUUUUAAAAAGUAAUUUAACAUUUUAAAACUAAUUUAACAUUUGUCAUUAAAAUAAUUUUUUAGCAUUUUAUUUAUCUUAUGAAUUUUUUUAAUGUUUCACCAUAGAGUAUAAAGAUCUCAAUUUUUUUUUUAAUAUCUUGAUUUUCAGUUAUCCUUUAACAUUUCAUUUCUAGUUUGUGAUUAUAAAAUCAACUACAUGAUUAUAUUUUAAAGCAUUUUUUUUUUAAAAUUACAUUUGAGUCAGAUUUAUUUAUUUUAUAAAAUUAAGCAUUUAACAAGCUAAGAAAAAUCAUGAGUCUGAAUUAUGUUGAAAUAAAAUUGCUAAACAGCUGUUUAUUAAAUUAUCCAUUUUUAAUCAACAUAACCAGUCUAGUCUUUUUAAAGUAAUGACUAUUUUUAUAAUAUAUUUUAGGAAAAAUGAUAAUUUAUUUCUUAUUUCAUCAAAUGCAUAUUUAUUGCUUUAUUUUCAAAAAAUUCAAAUGCAACAAUUGAAAUUUAAAAAUUAAGGAGAUGGUAUGAAAUAUAUAUAUGUAUAUAGCAUGCUGCCAAUGCAUUUUGUUGUGUAGAAAUACAAAGAUAAACUGAUGCCAUCCGUCCAUUUUAAAUAAUCAUAAUUAGAAUGCUAUUAAAUUUAUACACAUCCCUUUCUCUGUGAAAUUUGGGGAUUCAACAAUUUAAUAUUUUAUUAAGAAUUUUAAAUGGAAUUAUAUUUUUUAGUCUUUUUGAAUGCAAUUCAAACGUAUGUUUCCAGCCCUGUGGUUGCUUUUUUGGUAAUGUGUAGAGACAAAAUGUGUGUUGUGUAUGUAUUUUCUUUUGCUUUUUAUUGUCUGAUGUUGCAAUCUAUUUAUUAGAAAGAAUCCAUGCAAUACACUUGAUCCAUCUUAUUCUGUCUUUGCAGUUUAUGCUCUGCAUUUCUCAAUCACACUUAGUACUUUUUUGAAAAAUGUUAAUGAAGUAAUUUGUUGUAAUAUUCUAGAGCUUUCCCCCUUGUUUAUGUUAAAAAACUUUUUUUUAAUGCUCCCAAUGAUAUAUAAAUAAGUUGGAAAGUAAUUUCAAAUGAUGAAGGGUUAUGUUAAAUAUUAAAUUCUUGUAGCUUUUUUUGAAAAGUUUUAUGAAAUGUUUCAAGUCAGGAUGUUCUGAAUUAUUUUUGAGAUCUAUGUUAGCCUGUUGGCAGAGCAUUUGUUUCAGGUAUGAAGGUUUAUGAAUGCAGUAUCCAAUUAUUUCACUAAAAAUAAUAUGUCAUGUUCAUGGAACUGGUGCUUGUCAAAUAUAUUGGGGUGAAAAUAUUUUAUGUUUGUCAUUGUUUGGAACUUUUGUAUGGAAAUUCUCGAUUAAAUGUUACUUUUAUCAUGUGUCCAUAGUUUUAAAUUCAUAUGAAAAUAACCUCUGUGAUGACUCAAAAUAAUAUAUUUAACUAAUUUUAUAUAAAUAGAACUGAGCUAUGCAUGUUUAGUAAUAUUGAACAGGAAUAAAUAUUGACGCCCUGCUGAGCUAGGGUUCAUUCAUAUUACCAGAAUAUCUUAUGAAAAGGAGAAUAACAACUCUACUUUUCUAAAUUUUUUUCAGUCUUCUUAAGUGGAUUGUUUAGUUAUUAUGCUGAACAUUGAUAGUUAGUGACAUUUUAACAAUAAAGUGAUUAUUUGUUCAUAAAAUGUUAUUUUUGAUAUUUUUAAACUAAUUUGAAAAACAUUUUUAAAGACACAAAUAUUUAAAAAGAAAAAGAGUGAUUAGUUUUUGGUUAAUAUUAAAAUAAAAUGAAUUUUAUAAAUUUUUUUAAAAUGUUGUGCAAACAAACAUGUAUAAAAUGUACAAUGUAUGUAUAUGUACAUAAAAUAUAUUUUAAAUAUAUAUAUUGUUGAUGAAUUAUAUUUUGUUGGUCAGAAUUUUGAGAAUUAAUAGUAAUAUAUGUCUUUUCUAGAAAUAUAUUUUUAUUUAUUUCUGAAAAUAUUAAUGAAUUAUUUUAUUAUAUAAUAAGUUCAUUUUUUUAAAAAAAAUCUCCCUAUGAAGCAUUUAUUAUUUCUAUUUUUAUUAUUUAAAAAUUUUAUGAUUUUAUCUUUAUACCAAAGAUUAAUAUAAAAAUGUGUUCAUUAAAGAUGUAAAGAAAUUCGUUGGCAUGUGAAGAUGUCUCAACAUUUAUAUGUUUUUUAAUGUACAAAUGUAGAUACUAAAUUAAAAAGCAUGUAUUAUUGCUUUAUAUCUAUGCUGUGAUUUUUUUACACAUUAUUCAACUUAAUUAAAAUAUAUUAAUAGAUAAUUUUAUGUUCAAAAAAUAAUUUUUAGGU